CCCCAGCAUCAAACGCACAUGUUGGGUGUGUUGUGCAGAGGAUUGCGCUGAUAUUACGGCAAAUAUUGAAGCUCUGAGGGCUGUCACGCCGCGGUUUCCUCUCCACAGACCACACACACAAGGGAAUAAGUGUCACAGCCACUGAGAAAUACUUUAAAAAUUCACAGUCAUCGCAGGAAACACUUGCAGGUGUGCGGGCGAGGAGGCUGACACGCGUCUCAGCGUGGCUGCGGGCUGCUACUGUCGGGACUCCACCGGACUGAAGGCUUUGAGGCUCGCCGAGCGACGCCAUGAGCUCCAGGGUGUGUAAGAACUGCGGCGGCUCGGACAUCGAUGUGGACCAUGCGCGCGGCGACGCCGUCUGCAUGGGCUGUGGCUCCGUGCUGGAGGACAACAUCAUCGUGUCCGAGGUGGAGUUCGUGGAGACGGGAGGCGGAGGGUCAUCGGCCGUCGGACAGUUUGUCUCUUCACAAGAUGGAGCCAAACAUCCUUCCUUUGGAGACUCACACCUCACAUCGAUGGGGAGGGAGUCCCGAGCCCAGACUCUGCAGAAAGCCAAACAGCACAUCAACACUCUGGGUCACCAGCUGCAGAUGAACAAGCACUGUUUGGACACGGCUUUCAAUUUCUACAGGAUGGCGCUCACCAAACACCUGACCCGCGGCCGCAAGUCCUCGCACGUCAUCGCCGCCUGUCUCUACCUGGUGUGCCGCACCGAGGGAACGCCACACAUGCUGCUGGAUCUGAGCGAUCUCCUGCAGGUGAACGUCUACGUCCUGGGAAGAACUUUCCUCGUCCUGGCCAGAGAGCUGUGCAUCAACGCCCCGGCUAUAGACCCGUGCCUGUAUAUUCCCCGGUUCGCUCAGCUGCUGGAGUUUGGUGAGAAGAACCACGACGUCUCCAUGACGGCGAUGAGACUGGUGCAGAGGAUGAAGAGGGACUGGAUGCACACGGGACGGAGGCCGUCGGGACUCUGCGGAGCAGCUCUUCUCGUUGCUGCUCGUGUGCACGAGUUUCGCCGCACCAUCAAAGAAAUUGUCAGCGUUGUGAAAGUGUGUGAGAGCACGCUAAGAAAAAGACUGAUAGAGUUUGAGGACACGCCCACCAGUCAGCUGACCAUCGAGGAGUUCAUGAAGAUCGAUCUGGAUCAGGAGUGUGACCCGCCCUGCUUCACAGCUGGACUACAGAAGAAGAAAAUCGAGCAGCUGGAGACGGAGCUGAAGAAAAAGAUGGAUGACGUCGAAGAUGAAAUUCAUGGCUACCAGGAUGAGAUCGAUGCAGAGCUUCACAGCAGCAGACCCAAACUGAGGGGAGUGUACGCCGCCUACGCCAAGGAAGACUGUGGAGAUGACGACGACGACGCUCUCUCCACGACGUCUAAAGCGGCAGACGAUGAGGAACAGGAGGAGGAAGCCGAGCUUCAGGCCGUGGCCAAGCACUUUGGCAAAGACCUCGGCGAGCUCACGCUGGAGGCUCUGAUCAAACUAGAGCAGAAGAGACCAGAGGAGGAAGAGGAGAACCAGCAGCAGGAGGAGGAAGAGGAGGAGGGGGGCGUUCCGAAGAGAAAAGGCCCAUCGCUGGCGUCCAUCUUGGGUACGAUGCCCUCAGCGGCCACUCUGGGCCUCUCCGAGUCCAUCACCAAGUGCAUCGGAGACGAGAAGGAGAACGAUGGUGCUGCCGACAGCGGGGAGCUGGACCUGAGCGGGAUAGAUGACAGCGAGAUAGAGCUGUAUCUGCUGGAUGACAAAGAAAUCAAAAUCAAGACGGCGCUGUGGAUGGCAGAAAACUCCGACUACCUCAAAGAGCAGAAAGAAAAGGAGGCGAAGAUAGCGAAGGAGAAGGAGCUCGGCAUCUACAAAGAAAAGAAGCCAAGAGGCCCCGCUAAGAGGCGUCAACCGAUCCGAGCCAACACCGCCGACGAGGCCAUCGAGAAGAUGCUGGAGCAGAAGAGGAUCUCCUCCAAGAUCAACUACGACGUCCUGAAGGACCUCAACAUCAAACCCGGCGCCAGCCCAGCUCGCAAGGCCGAGUCCGUGAAGAAGGAGCCGUCUGCCACCAAGCUGACGGGACGCACCCCCAAACCUGUACGAGCCCCACUCAGCCUCAGCACGCCGCUCAGCACCCUGGGAAAAAGGUUGCAGCCGUUCAUCAGCGGACAGCCCAACAAGAAGCUGGCGGUGGAGCAGGUUGCCAACUCCAACCCCCUGCCGCUGCCCGUGGGGGCCCCCGCCAGCGGAGUGCUGGUGGAGAGCGGGCCGGUCGUCUACGACGAUGCAGCUGCUGAUGAGGACGAGGAAGAGGAGGAGGAGACUUGUGUCAGCGCCAUGGAGCUGAUGGGCAGCCAAGAUUACGGUUGUGACGGAGACUAUGACGAUGGAUUCUAGCGGUGGCUUCCCUGGGUCAUCAUCAUCAUGUACGGACUAUUGUGAAUCCCUACCUGUAUCAAAUGUUUACUACCAAGGAAACAACAUGGCUGCAGCUACAGCUCACCACUGUGAUGCCAAGAGGAACAAGGAGUAAAUGGGACAGGUGUGCAAGAAAACAAAGGCUGGAAAAAAAAAAAAAAAUCACACUUGGCAUCACAUCUGGACUGAACUGAGGACGCAGGGUCUGGACGCUGACAGAGGUGGUGGAGUGGAAACAAGGGCUGCAUGUGUUCACAGAUUGUAGGCAGUUCUCCUGUAAGCAUAGGUUUGUUCAGGUGUAGGUCAGAAGACAUUCUGUGACUAAUAACUGCUUCAACAGCAUUGAAAGGACUUUUUAAUGUGUAGUCAGGAUCAGCUUCUUUAUGAAAUACAGUCAUUUAAAUGCUGCUGAAACAAAGACCAUCAUCAGGAAAGUUGGAAAAAUGUGUGUCUCUUGACCUGCAAAUACCAAACCAGUGUUAACUGUGAGAAGCUCAGCAGAGGAGAGAAGCUGCAGCAAUCUGUCACCAUGUGUCUCCUCUGGAUGGCUUAAGGUUUAAUGUAGAAAAAGCCAAGUCGAACAAAAUGCAAAACAUUAUCAUAACACUCAAGUACUUACCAGUAUGUGACUUUUAAGUAUUUCCUGCCGCCUCUAAACUAUGCUUCUCUGCUACGCUGCCUCCCAGCAUUAACAUGUACUGACCAACAAGCAUCUAUCAAUCAGGUAGCGUGAGAUCAAUCAUCAUUAUCAAUCAUUUUUCUGUCAUCUCUGGAUCAGAUCAAUAUUUAUUAAUGCCUUAGGACAGACUUGUGCUGUCUGCUUCUCUGAAGCCAAAGUAUUACAAUGUUGUUGCCUUUGAACAGUUUAUCCCAGGUUCUGUGCUGAGAUGUUAUUGAAUCCAAAAUGAUGGGAUUUUAGUAGAACAAGUUUCCUGAUGAUGAUUGGAUUAGUUUUUCUUUUGCUUUUAAUUAGGUUUGGGCUUUUCCUAAUUAUUUUGUUAUGGAACUGAUUCUCCAUGAUUAAUUUAAUGAGCUUGUGUCAUUUGAUUUAAUGUUAAUUAUUCUUUUAGGCGUUUAAAGCCGGGAUGUAAAUACAUUCUCUGCGAUAUUAUAUUUUCCACAUGGAUGAGGGGGAGCCUGAGCAGAGAAUAGAUCUAUUUUGUAUUUAAGCUUUUAUGAUUUUUGAGUUGGAAAAAAAUGACACCUAGAGAUUGUGGCCUUUUCACUGUGUCCACACAACAGUAUUUAGCGAGGCGUCUAUGGCUGCCUCUGUGCUGCUGCUACGAGUCAUGAUGUUACAUCUGUAUAUUGUUGUGUGAAUUUGCUGCUACAGUAAAGAUUUCACUAAAUGAGAAAAAGAAA
This is a messenger RNA of Seriola aureovittata, 3767 nucleotides long. RefSeq names its product transcription factor IIIB 90 kDa subunit-like. Gene Ontology annotation, molecular function: RNA polymerase III general transcription initiation factor activity; RNA polymerase III type 3 promoter sequence-specific DNA binding; TBP-class protein binding. Lineage: Eukaryota; Metazoa; Chordata; Actinopteri; Carangiformes; Carangidae. Gene Ontology annotation, cellular component: transcription preinitiation complex; nucleus; transcription factor TFIIIB complex. Gene Ontology annotation, biological process: transcription by RNA polymerase III; DNA-templated transcription initiation; transcription preinitiation complex assembly. The record is from RefSeq and is a predicted model, not a curated record. The transcript has 19 exons. Bases 291 to 2384 code for a protein of 697 amino acids.